Molecule: messenger RNA, 1085 nt
Organism: Girardinichthys multiradiatus
Lineage: Eukaryota; Metazoa; Chordata; Actinopteri; Cyprinodontiformes; Goodeidae
Gene: bloc1s3
Product: biogenesis of lysosomal organelles complex-1, subunit 3
Exons: 4
Coding region: 124-720 (198 amino acids)
Cellular component (GO): BLOC-1 complex
Source: RefSeq, a predicted model, not a curated record
UAUUUUCUGCUUUCAGUUGAGCUCCUAUGUCCAUUUUAUAAUGUAAAACGCUUCUUCUUUUAAUUCACAGUUUGGUGAUAGUUUCUAGUCGGGUCCUUGUUUUGUUGUGUUGUGUUUUCAGUCAUGUCCAGCAGCAGAUACCCGAUAGUGGUGCAGGGGGAGGCGUCUGAAACCGACUCUGAUGAUGAAGUCUACAUCACCUCUCUGACUUCUCACCAAACGGCCACAAGAGGAAUCAAGGUUCCUGGGGAAGCCUCUGAGACGGACAGUGAGGAUGAUCCGCAGCAGGCGGUUAGAGCCUCGGUAGUGGCUCAGGAGAGUGCUCACAUACUCAGGAGAGAGUUGCCCCCUCUUAUUGUGGUCAAAGACAAUCCUGAUGUUCAGUCCAUAGUGGAGGACAGGCCGAGCCCUUCACACAAGCCCCAUGUAGGUGACACCCUUCUACAGCAGAAGCUGCAGGAGUCCAAUAGCCGGCUGUAUACCGAUGUGGGGCAGAUGGUUCGGCAGGUUUACAGCAGUGCCAGUAAGGAGGUCCACAGUGUAACGUCUCAGCUGAAUACAUCCCAGACCGCCAUCAUCAAUGCUUCCCACAACAUCAGAUUAAUCCUGGACGAUCUGAAGGCCGUGUCCGAGAAGAUCGACAUCAUCACCAGCUGUCAAAUACUGCCUGAUAUUAACAUCAAUAAUUCUGGUUCUUUAACUUCCUCUAAACACCAGUGAAGAUAUUAAAACUGACUGAAAUAAACAGAAUAUUUUAACAGCAUCAUAUGUAUACAUUUAUUAAUUGCAGAGCAAGACUUAAGGAUGAAUCGCAUAUUGCUCUUCUUAAAUGGAUACAAACUUUCCUUAUGCAUAAAAAUAAAAUGUAUAUUUGUAAGUUGCCACCUAUUGUUUUUGACUGUCAGUGAUUUAAGUGUAACUUUCUGUUAAUAAAAAUUUAACUGAACAUCUUCCUCCGCUGGUCAACAAUAUAAUGGGUCAACGAGUUUAUGCAUUGUAAUUAUAUCAUUUGUUUACAUGUAUCUUAUUAGUUUAACAAGUAAAAUCCAACAUUUUAAAAAUAAAUUGUAUAUUUAAAACCUGAA